CAAUCAAUCCAAUCCAAGUCGAUACAAUCCGGAAGCCCGCGGAGUAGGGGUGGACGGUUGAUCUCGCUGCGGUAGCUAUGGCUUCGCUCCCUUCGAUUUCGCAGAUUGCAGGUGUUCAUUCGACCGCAUAUGAAGCCUUCUACCAGCAAGUGGAUCCAGCAGGCAUAGAUCAUGUGGGUGCACUGGAAGCGGCAGCCUUCUUAAAACGGUCGGGCCUUCCCGACACUGUCCUUAGCAAAAUCUGGGAUAUGGCGGACUCGGGUGUCAAGGGCUACUUAGACAAGCAGGGCUUCUUUGUGGCACUGAAACUGGUGGCGCUGGUUCAGAACGGAAAGCCGCUCUCGACAGCGGGGCUCCUGAUACCCGUCCCAGCGCCCAUCAUGAACGAGCCGACAAACGGAGGUGUUGUGUAUGACUGGUCUAUUAAGCCACUGGAGCACACGAAGUACGUGGAAAUGUUCAACUCCCUCGGUCCACUGAGUGGCAAGUUACCCGGCACCAAAGUGAAGCCUGUAAUGAUGAACUCUAAGCUCCCUGUCGAUGUGCUAGGAAGGAUCUGGGAUCUGAGCGACGUGGAUCAAGACGGAGCUCUCGACGAAGAUGAGUUCAUAGUGGCGAUGCACUUAGUGUACAAGGCCCUAGACAACUACACGAUACCGCACGCGCUGCCGCCUGAGCUGGUCCCAAAUUCCAAAAAGAGCAAGCCAAGCACAGUGUUGCCAGACUUCAUUCCAGACACCCCGACAAGUGUGAAGCGGCGGCCCAGCACCCCUCUUGCAAACACAAUGGUGGAUGUGGCAGCGCACAAUGCCUUGAACGACGCCUCAUCUUGGGUUGUAACGCGAGCCGAAAAAUUGAAAUACGAUCAGCUGUUUGUCACAGUCGACACAGACAAGGACGGCAUUGUCAGCGGCCUGGACGUGCGCGACGUUUUCCUUAAGACUGGGCUUCCGCAGGCGGUCCUCGCACAGAUCUGGAACUUGUCCGACGUCAAACAAAAUGGCUGUCUGAAUUCGGAGCAGUUUGCACUAGCCAUGCACUUUGUGUCGGAAAAGUUGAACGGCAUGCCGCUCCCAGUCGCCCUGACUCCGGAAAUGAUGCCGCCGUCGCUGAGGCCAAAACCUUCGGUUCCUCCUCCAGGCGAUGUUUUGGCUGGUGCACCUGUCGACCACUUGGGUUCGCCACCGAGCUCAGGGAACAAGGAUCUGGAAAUGAUAAGCGAAGAAAUCAAAACGUUGCGAGUAGAUAAAACACGGUUGGAACAGGAAAUUGUUCAGAGCGAGGCAGACCUGAAAGCACGCACAGCCGAACUGAAGGGUCUUGAGGUUGAAAUUGACAGCAUGUCAGCCAUGUUAAAGCAGCUGGACACACAGAAAAAAGAAGCCCAGAAGAGGCUCUCUGACUUGAGCGCACAGAGAGCUGUUGUAGAUAGGGAGUUAGCCGAGGCUAGGCAGCUUCUCGAGGAAGAAAACAACAAGGUCGUCAUCAUUAGAAAAGAAGUUGAGCAACAAGCCAAGGUUCUCGAGGAGCAAGAGCAUCAGCUGCAGAAGAAAAGGGAAGAGUUGCAGGAACUGUCGAAAGAAGAGAAUGUCCUGAGAGCCGAAGUGGACAGCAAGAAGGCAAACCUGCAGGCACUUACACAGACGCAGCAAGAAACGCAGCUGCAAAUCAGCCACGAAAAAGCGAGAAAAGUGCAGAUGGAGGAACAGCAGAUCCAAGUGCAGACGUGGAUUUCGCAGCUAGACCGAGCGAUUGCAGCUGGGGAUCCAUCUCUAGUCCCGGAGUCUCUGCUGCGGGACGACCACCUCUUGCACGAGCCAGAGUACCAACAGCUUUCGAACACGGAAGGAAGCAGCCCAACCAGUUUUGUCAGUGCUCCCGAAGAGGAAGCCAAGGAGGACCCAUUCAAAAGUAAAGACCCCCUGAAUGACAUGAAUGGCUUUCUUGGUGACCCCUUUGCAGGAGAAGACCCCUUCAAAGCAGUUGAUCCCUUCAAAGCCACUGUGGCAGACGAUCCAUUUGGUGGUGAUCCCUUCAAAAGUGUCUUUGAACCUGAUCCAAAGGCGACGGACUACUUUGCGGCGGGAUUCCCCGAGCAAGAAGCUGUGGUUGCUAAAGACCCGUUCGAUCCUUUUGGCACGAGCAACGCUUCCUCUGCUGCAGACGCAUCUGCGCCAUUCGACGACCCCUUCGGCACGGACCCCUUUGCCCCUCCGGCUCCGCGUUCGUCCAGCCCAACUCCGGCCCUUCCGCCAAAGAAGAGCAAGAACCCCCCGCCGAGGCCCGCUCCCCCUAAACACCUGACAGGCAAGGUGGGCCCCACCCGGGCAGCACCUGCUCCCCCUCUGCCUCCAGCCGACCCCUUUGCCAGCACGUCCGAGGGAAAUGCGACGGCAGCCGACGAGGGAUUUGCAAACUUCGCCAACUUUGACAACUGCUAGGGGGCGCUUUUGUUUCUCCGCGCCAAUACUGUGCAAUACAUGUGUAUAGAUUUAGCGUGUGGAACUCUUUCCACAACGGGCGAAAAUUGGUUGGUUGCGAGCCUUGAAAGUUGUUGCUGCUCCGGGAGAGAACGCAGAUUACUUUUGCUGAAUUUUUGCGGAAGCAUCUGUAGACUGUUGACGACGUUGUUACUAGUCAGACAAAAAAAAAGAAAGAAAAAGGAAGAUCCACUGUGACUUGUUGUGCUGUACAGAGAAAACGGUAAUGUGGCUUCUUUUUAUGAGAAUUGUGUUGUAAAUCAUGUAAUUCAUGUGCUCUUUGUUCUUUUAGCUUUGAACAUUCUGUAACAGGUUUUCUGUAAAUUUUCUUCCUUCACGGACGUUUGCGUAACUUGCCACUGAUGAUAUCGCGCUUGCAACUGAAGUACGAAUUUUUACAAUUUUCCCCCCCUUUCACAUAGGCAAGGCGGCAUCCAAUGAAGCAAAAGCCCCCCUUUCCAACUUGCUUUGCAAGGCUGAAAAGAAAUUCUGCCUCUCGCAACAAACAACAUGCAGAAUAACAGAUAUUUAUACUUUAAAAACUCGUUGCGUCCCAAAUACUCUUAAAUAAGCCACAAAAUAUUUUUAUUGUCUAUUUUUGCUCAUUUGACUCGACCCCACAGUUGGGGUUGCGGUUGUUGUCUUUGAAGUACGUACCUGUUUAGUUUUGCACUGUCGAGUGUGUGUAUAUAUACACGACACUACUUCUUCCCCAAUUUUAAGAAUUUCACAACGUCGUAACGUAUGCUCGAACUGCCAGCUAUCGUAAUUGCCACUUUACUGGAGGAAUUUAAUCUGACAAAUGCAGCUUUGUGACGUAGAACGAUCGCGUUAAAUUUAUUUCCUUUUUGUGCUCACACACGUUUGUUUGGUGUGCUCAAGUUUCCAAAUGGGAUGCAGCAUAGCACGGGUGCUUGUGAAAAACGCAACUCAUUGUCUGCAGAAAUAUAUAUAUAAAUAGUGUGUACAGUAUUUAGCUAGGAUUCAUUUGUUCAAGUAUGACACACUUGUAACUGUUGCAUGCCUUAUUAAAAGAAAAAACAACUAACAUUAUCGAGUGCAUGGAUGGAACGUAUGGCAAUAUUUUGACUGUUUGAGUACGUGUAGGUAGUCUGUCGGUGUUAAAAUCAAAUAGUGCUGACAUUACCUUUAUAGUCCUUCAGGAAACUACUACCAAAGAUACUACUACGCCAACGCCACACUAUGAUAUCGACCCAGCUUUCCUCCAUAAGCUCCCCGUGGGCCUUCGUACUUUGAGGAGAUGGAGAAAAAUAGCCUGCACUUCCUAGGGAUGUUUCUUAGUAUAAACAUUUCGAGUAAUUACUCAAAUUAAUUGUAUGUGCCUUUUUCUCUUGAUUGUAUUCAAAAGCAAAUCUAUGCAAAAUCAAUCAUUUGCAUAAAGUGUACCGAGACUGCGACUAGAAAUGUCAAAUUUGUCACCUACGACAGCUGUUUUUCAAAGUACCGUCAAAUACGGGGCCCACACAACGGAUUCCCUGCUAAGGUUGUGUUUGCACAGUACUGCAUACAUUUGACUUACGGCACUUCCUCAAACAUGCAAGUAUGUAAGUACAAUGUCAAGAUGUCGCAUAAUUUAUGGAGUCGAUCCUACGGAAUGGCAACAGUAUAGAGCAUACCCUUGCCCCGUGCGUCUGAGCAAUGUAGAUAACAUAGCUUUGAUUGUGAACAUCGAUACUUUCAUUUAAUGAUGUAGGUGUUCGUUUGAGCUUUCCUCUAAACAUUCCGCUUGCAUUUUAAUAUAGAUGUGUACUUUUGAUAAAUAAAGUAAUUGAACUGCU
Molecule: messenger RNA, 4279 nt
Organism: Ornithodoros turicata
Lineage: Eukaryota; Metazoa; Arthropoda; Arachnida; Ixodida; Argasidae
Product: epidermal growth factor receptor substrate 15-like 1
Exons: 23
Coding region: 78-2441 (787 amino acids)
Biological process (GO): endocytosis; endosomal transport
Cellular component (GO): cytoplasm; plasma membrane
Molecular function (GO): protein binding; calcium ion binding
Source: RefSeq, a predicted model, not a curated record